CCGUCAGUGGCCUGGAGCCUGGCUCAUUUGGAAAAGCACAUGGAAAGCAGCCUUUGGAACGGAGGCUCGCGAUUCCCUGUGGCUGGGCCCGGUCCUUGUCCUCGCCGUGGCCACAUGAGGGACCUCUGGGGGCAGCAGAGGGGUACCUGGGAAGGUUCGGGAAGGACUUCCUUCAGCAACAAUAGGUAUGCAGCACCCACUUUGUGCAGACCCUUUGGGGACACUUAGCAUAACUGAAUGAAGGAAGCAGACACAGUACUGGAACCCUGUCCCGGGCCGAGUAGGGUAGUCACUUCAGGCGUCAUCCGCAGGUCACAGCCAGGGAGCGACACGGACGAUGCCAUCGUGUCCUGCUUCCGUAAAUGGGGGUAUUUCUCCUGGACACAGGAUGCGCAAUCGUUCACUGGGUCCAGAGGGGAGCGCUGCCCGUCUCACAGAAUGGGGGAGGGGGAAGGAGGAGUUUGGGGCUUGGGGCAGGAGGAACCCAGCAGAGCCCAGCGGUCAUCCAUCUUCAGAUUCCCAUGGGCGGACUGAUGACUUGGGACUUCCUAUUCGGGAGGAUGGGAGAGGAUGGGGUCCCAGGACAGACACGCAGGGUCAGGCAGGGGGAGGGACAGGUGUCUGGACAGGCAGGGGAGUGCACAGCGGCCAGGCCCACACAAGGGUGGGCCGGGAGGGCAGUGCGGCUGGAAAGACCAGGCUUCUCACUCUGCCACCCCCAGGCCGUACUCCAGCCCCGUGGAAAUAAAGUUAAACCACUAUAUCGAGAAGCAAGGGAGGGAGGUCCACGUGAUCAAUGGCGGACGGCGUUCAUUCCCCGAGAAGGGCCAAGUCCUCCACCACUUGGUCCAGGAGGAGCACCUGGGGCCCACGGUGGCGGUGCUGGAAGACCCACGGCAGAGGCAGCUGGCUCCAGAGACACGGGGAGGGCCAGCUUCGUGGCUAGAGCCCAUCCAGGAGCUCCCUGAGACCCCUGUUCUGGAGAUACGGCCGGUGACACCUGCCUCAGCCCCUGCAGAGCUGGAGGAUGUCCCAGCAGUGGCCUCAGCCUCAGAGCCAGGCCCCGAGCUGGAGCCCUAUGAGCACACAGCAGAGCCCAACAGCCCCAAGAUGGGACAGGCUAGUCGCCUUCGUUUCUGGGAUUUAGAGGAGGUGCUCCGCUUCAUCUAUACCAGUGAGUGCAUACCCACCUGUGAGGGCCAAGUCCUCCACCGCUUGGUCCAGGAGGAGCACCUGGGGCCCACGGUGGCAGUGCUGGAAGACCCACGGCAGAUGCAGCUGGCUCCAGAGACACAGGGAGGGCCAGCUUCGUGGCUAGAGCCCGUCCAGGAGCUCCCUGAGACCCCUGUGCUGGAGCGACGGCCGGUGUCGCCUGCCUCAGCCCCUGCAGUGGCCUCAGCCCCGCUGGCAGGCCCUGAGCUGGAGCCCCAUGAGCCCACAGCAGAGCCCAGCAGGCCUUACCCCAGUCGCAGGAUGGGACGGGCUAGGCACGUUACCUGGCAGGACGAACAACUGGGGCCCACGGUUUCAGAGCUGGAAGACCCACGGCAGAGGCAGCUGGCCCCACAGAGACGGCGAAGGCCGACUCCGCGGAUAAAGCUCGUCCAGAGGCCCUAUGAGACCCGUGUGCCGAAGCUACGGCCGGUGUCACCUGAUUCAGCCCCUGCAGAGCUGGAGGAUGUCCAAGCAGUGACCUCAGACAUGGACCUUGUCCCGGAGCUGGAGCCCCAUGAGCCGUCGGGCUCGGGGCCCAUGGCAUCUGCAGGAAUGGCACCGGUCCUAGUAGAGCCAUACCCGGGCCCGGAGCCUGCCCACCCCUGUGCUGCGAGCACCUGGGAUGUGACAAGAAAGGAGGAGUGGACCAUCCUGGUGUUUCCCUCCCGCCUGGUGGCCGAGCAGCUGACCCUGGCCUUUGCGACGCUGUACAGCAGGAUAAACUAUUCUGAAUGCAAGGCCUACCUACAGAAGCAGUCACAGACGGGAGACAUUGAGCACCUGGCCCCCACCAUGCAUAGGGUCCUGAGGGAAUUUGACACCUUGGUUGAGUUGGUCACCACCACCUGCCUCAGGACGCCAAGCAUGACAGCCCAGGAUAGGGCCCGAGUGGUGGAAUUCUGGAUCCGGGUUGCCAAGGAGUGUCUGGCCCUCAGGAAUUUCGCGGCACUCCAUGCCAUUCUCUUGGCCCUGCAGAGUCGUGCCUUAGGUCGCCUGGAAAGGACCUGGGAACAUGUUUCCUGGAAGAGCACCAGGACGUAUAAAAACCUGACAAAGAAGGUCAAGUGGGUUACCAGGAAGCAUCUCCUCAAGGAGCUGGACUGUGUAUUGAGGGAAAGGCAGCGGGACCGCAUGGGACCCGAGGAGAGGAAGAGGAAGGGCAUGGUCCCCUACCUCGGACUGUUUCUUGCUGACCUGCCUAAAGAGAAACUCCUGGAGCAUAAUGAGGACGUGAGUGAGCCCAGAGGGGCACGGGGGGACAGGAUGGUGAGCUUUAGGGAGGAGAGAGCCCCCAGUGAGCCUGGACCUCAGCACCGGGCCACCCCUCCGUCCCCCACCUUUCCUGAGAGUGGGUUCCCGUGUGAGCAAAGAUCCAGCACCAUCCAGUGCCCCACUCCUCACCCCCGCUUGUCUGCAUCCUGUCCUUCCUCUGCCCCAGGUCGCUACCCUCCAGGACGAGAUCAUGGUGCACAAGCACAUGGCCGCGGUGUACGACCUGGAGAGGGACGAGCACUUCAUGUCCUUUGUCCAGGCUGUGGAGCCCCUGGACGAGGAGCAGAGCUACACGCUGUCCUGCCAGCUGGAGCCCCCAGGCCAGAGGGCCGGCAGAAAGGGACUGUUACAGUUCCUCAGGUCCCACGUUUAAACGUCCUGGGCCAGGGCCAGCUGCUGUCAUCGGGCCCGCGGCCCUGCUGGUGUCCUGGCUGCAUGUGGAGGAGAGCUGCUUCCCCUUCGGGCAGGCGGCGCUUGGCGCCCCAGGACCCCAGUCUGUUUGCUGCUCCUCCUCCUCCCGCUGCUCAUCCUGAGCCUCUGCUGGGGCAGCUGCUCUGGCACCUCCUCCGUCGGCCGACUUCGGCAUCUCCCCACGCUGCCGCUGCCUCCUCAAGGGCCUGUACGUAGCCACUGCCAACCUGGCCGCCUUCGUGCUGUGUCCUACCCUCUGCUCGUGGCCCGCUGGACAAAGGCGAGCCACCCCACCGUGUGGAGGGUUUUCCCCUUUGAGUAGGUGGCCUCCCACCGUGACGCCAACUGCUGCCUGGGUGCCAUCAGCCACAGAGUCAUGGCCACAACGGUCCAGGAAGAGCUGGGGCCCGUCCUCACCAUGGCCAGCCUUUCCCAGGAUGGACACAGAGACGGCGCAGUGCUGCAUGGGACCACCGCCCCCUGGGUGCCCAGCGGAGGCAUCCGAGGCUGCAGGGCCGGCCGGCCGACGCAGGGUCCCGGGACAUGCUCCCAGCGGAGCCCCUGUGCAACUCCCUCCCCUCAUCCCUGAGAAAUAGCCUCCCCAGGCACAGUGUGGUCUCGGUGUUGUGUCUGAGGUUAAUGGUUCCUGGGGGUUGGGGUCAUCCCUGUGCAGAAUGUAAUAAAUGAUGAACGGAUUGCCACCA
Manis pentadactyla (Chinese pangolin) is the source of this 3602-nucleotide messenger RNA. Its product is annotated as ral guanine nucleotide dissociation stimulator-like. Lineage: Eukaryota; Metazoa; Chordata; Mammalia; Pholidota; Manidae. The transcript is spliced from 13 exons. Bases 571 to 3114 code for a protein of 847 amino acids. The record is from RefSeq and is a predicted model, not a curated record. Gene Ontology annotation, cellular component: plasma membrane. Gene Ontology annotation, biological process: positive regulation of GTPase activity; Ras protein signal transduction. Gene Ontology annotation, molecular function: guanyl-nucleotide exchange factor activity.